Messenger RNA from Aspergillus mulundensis, 2838 nucleotides. RefSeq lists its product as uncharacterized. The transcript has a single exon. Gene Ontology annotation, molecular function: protein binding. Lineage: Eukaryota; Fungi; Ascomycota; Eurotiomycetes; Eurotiales; Aspergillaceae. The coding region runs from base 1 to 2838 and encodes 945 amino acids. The record is from RefSeq and is a predicted model, not a curated record.
AUGGCACACAACCCUCCCACUCUGCUCUCCCUCCCCGAGGAGCUGAUGGCAAACAUCUGCAACCACCUCUCGACCCAGAGCCUCGGAAAGUUCUGCCAAGUCUCUCGCAAAGCAAACCGCAUCGCAAGCGAGGUCCUUUACACAUUCAGAGGACAGCCAAAUGGCUCGCCCGAGUACCUGGCCCGCUCGCUUGACGACACCCUCGAGAGAGCCGCCCCUGCCGGAGAAGCAGUGAUGCUCCGCCUCCUCGAACGAAGCAUGAACACCCUGCGUCUCAGCGAGCGCCGCACCCUCGCUGCCCUCCUCUACUCGGCUGAACACGGCUAUCCAAAUGCAGUCCAGGCUCUUCUGGAUGCAGGUGUCUCGCCCGAUGCUGAUGUUUAUGUUGAACGUGAGGAAACCAGAACCGUGACCGCGGUCAAGACUGCUUGGGAAGGACAGCACGACAACAUCGUUAACAUGUUGGUCCGUCAUGGAGCCAAUAUGUCCUCCUAUGACUUCCAGUGGACGCACAACUUGCUCUCCCGCACGACUCCUCAAGAGGCCGCGGAAAUGAUCGAUGCCGGUCUGGGAAUCGCCCAGGUUGACCAGGACGGCAACACCCUGCUCCAUUUGAUGAACUCCUCUGUUCCAAUGCUUCAACUGCUGGUUUCUAAGGGUCUGGACGUCAAUGUCACCAACUAUGAUGUGGAGACGCCGAUUUACAAAGCUAUUCAUCCCCUUCCUUUCAGCGCUGUCGGCCAGGAAUGGGCUCUGGACGACGACGACGAAAUCCCUGCUCCCCGGCAGUCGGAGCUCGAUGCCAUUCGCUUCUUUCUGGGCAACGGCGCCAAUGUCAAUGCCCCGUGCGAUGGUAACUUAUUUCCCAUCCACGUGGCCUGCCUGCAUGGCUCACCCGAAGUCAUGCGGCUGCUGCUGGAGUCUGGAGCAAACGUGAACUCUGUGGGCACCGUCACUGGUGAGACGGUCAUGUUCCAGCUUUCCAUUCGUGACGACGAGAGCCCCGAUAUCCUGCGCAUGCUUCUCGAUGCCGGCCUUGACUUCUGUAUUCAUGAGCCCUCCACCGAGGCGUUCCUCACUAGGGCCAUCGAGGAGAAGUGGACCGCGUCCCUGACGAUGCUGUUUUACGACCAUACGGAGCAGAUCGAGAAGCUGACGUGCGACGAGACUCUCUUCCAGGCCGCCGCCGUCCUUGGAGACAUUUCCAUCAUGCGGAACAUGGUCCUCGGCGGCGUCAUUAACCCCAACGCUGACUCUUUCUUUGCGUCCAUCGUCCACGCCUGCCACCGCGGGAACUUGGAAGCCGUCAAGUUCCUCGUCAAUGAGGCAGGCCUCUUCUACCGCGAUGUCCCGGACGCCGACGGCUUCACGCCCAUCCACGCCGCCAUCGUAGUCGGGGAAAACUCCACAGAGAUUGUCCACUUCCUCCUCGAACGCAUUCCGUUCAACAACCUUUCCCGUGAGGGUACGUUGGGCGUUGUCACCGCGCUCGACGACGCAGUUCUGUUCCAGGAUCUAUCUCUCGUGCGUCUCCUCAUCCAGCGACUCGAGGAGGUCCCGCGCACCCGAGUCCGGCUGCAAGACGACCUGUCCAGUGCCCUGACCUGCGCCGUGAGGAGCCAACAGGCCGAGAAAGUCGAGUUCCUCGUGUCCGAAAUGCAACGGCUUGCCAUAACAGUCACCACGCGCCACGCACCCCUGUUCUGGGCGAUCACAGGGACCGACUGUAAUCUGGACAUCGCACAGACGCUGCUCGACGCGAACAUGAGCAUCGACCACGCCCCGGAAAACGAGACCAUCACGCCGCUGAUCAUGGCCCUCGAUGAAGAAUACGUCGACAUCGCAUCGCAGCUGAUCUCCGAGAAGAACGCCAGCCUCGACGCCACAACCUCCGACGGCAGAACGGCCCUCAUGUUCGCCGCCGAUAAAGGCUACGCAGACCUCGUCUGCCAGAUGCUAUCCCGCCCCGUCGACGUCAACGCAACCAAUCCCGACAACAGCAACCUCACGGCCCUCGACUACGCCGUCGAAGCCGGGCACACCUACAUCGCAGCCCUGCUCCUCGAAGCCGGCGCAACAUUCCACCCCCUCCUCCUCCAAAUCGCCGCGGCCCAAGACGACCCGGAGAUCCUCGCGCUCUUCUUCCAGCCCGAGAACGCCAACGCCAACUCCCUCACCAAACAAGCCCUCCAAUCCGCCCUGUACGCCGCGGCCCGCGCCGGCAACGCCGCCAACGUGCGUCUCCUCCUCGACCACGGCGCAAGCACAACAACCCUCUACGCCCACCACCCAGACGAGCGCGUUGACAUCCCGCUCCACGGCGCCGUGCAGAGCGGCGACAUCCCAACCGUCCAGGCUCUCCUCUCCACCGGCGGGGCCCGGGGAUUCCUCAACGAAGUCAGCAACGGGCAGACCCCGCUCAUGCUGGCGGCGUCGCAGCCCAACGGAGCUGGCAUGGUCGAGUUCCUGAUCUCGCGUGGCGUCGAUGUGAACGUUAGCGUUGGGCUGGGGUGGACUGCGCUCUGGCACGCGGUUGAGCAUUCGGUGCCUGACAGCGCGCGGGUUCUGGUACGGCAUGGCGCGCGGAUGGAUUGGGUUGGUCGUGGGGACGGGGACGGGGACGGGGACGAGGAGAACAUCGUGGUGUGGGAUCCGUUGCUUCAUGAGGCGGUGCGAAAGGGCGAUGCGGAGGUUGUGGGGGUCCUUGUUGCUGGCGGCGCUGAUGUCUUGCAGCGGAAUGGGGAUGGGAUCACGGCGCUUGAGCUGUGUGAGGGGGUGCUGGAGCGUGAUGAAGUCAUUGCGGCGCUUUACUCGCGUCAUCUGGCUUCUUGUUCUUGA